UAUGCGUGCGAUUGUCCGCAGGCGCAGGCAAAUCUAUCGUCGCACCGCGAGUACGUGAGCAGCAAGCUGGCCGCGCUCGGCCGCUGUGUCGCCCGUCUUGACCAAGCUCUAGAGCGGGUCGCUGCCGCUCGACUUGACCCACCCUCCGCGGAGGUGGUGAACGAGUACGAGGCGGAGGUGCGCGAGGUGCUCGAGAACUACAACAACAUCGAGCUCGAGUGCGUCGACGCGAAGCAGACCGUGUCGACGGAAGUGCGGGAAAAGGUGCAGCGGCUGAAAGAGGACUGGGCGCUCGUGCGGGCGGCUAGCGGCGCGGACGCAUCCGCGGACGACGUUACGCGGACGGUCGAAAUUACGCGGACGGUCGAAACUACGCGCGCGGUCGGACAGUCGCCACGAGCCCCGGACGCCGCCGGGGCUGACGAGCAGGCGCCGGACGCGGCCCGGGCCGCCGGCGAGGACGCCGCGCCGCCCGCCGACACCGCUCGCCGCAGUUCACCCGACAGCCUGCACAGUGAUUGGAGCGCACGUUUGUCAGGGCGGCGCCGCUCGUCUCAGCAGUCGGCCGCCGCUCUGCUCGCCAGCUUCGACACUACCGUACUGCAGCUCAAAGACUGGGUGUCAGCAGAUGAGGAGAUGCUGCGAACACAGCCGGUCGCCGUGGGCGAUGUUGACGACAUCUUGCACCAGCUGGACAAACAGAAGGGGGUGCUGCGAGAGCUGGAACAGAAGAAGCCGCAGCUGGAUGAACUGCUGCACACCGCUGAGAGCUUAAAAGGCACCGAGAACCGGCAGCAGCUGCAUGGAAAAGUUACCGCACUGCGCGAACACUGGGAUGAGGCAAACGCGCGUGUGCUACAGCGCAAGGCGCAGCUGGACGCGAUGCUCGGCGACUCGCAGAAGUACGAGGCGAGGCGGCGCGACGCAGACGCGUGGCUGACGCGCAUGGAGUCGCGCCUCGCGGGCAUGGCGCCGCCCGGACACACCGCCGAUGUACUUGAAAUGCAGUUGAGGGAACAGAAGUCAUUCCACGCAGAAGUACAUCAAUACAAACAUCAAAUAGAGCUGUUCGGCCAGAUGACCCAGCGCCUCAUAGCCGUGUACAGGAACGAUGAUACGACACGUAUCAAGCGUGCUACGGAAGCCAUCAAUCAUAGAUACAAUGAGCUUAAUAACAGUAUCGUAGCUCGAGGCAAGGCUUUGCACUCUGCGGUAUCGUCGUUGCAGAAUUUCGAUCGUUCUCUGGAGAAGUUCGUGGCUUGGCUGAGUGAAGCGGAGUCUAUGCUGGAUGCAGCUGAAAGGGAUCCACAUCUACUUAAGGGUUCGGAAGGUUGUUAUCUGUUGAGAAGAACCAGCAAGAAACUAAACAGUUACCUCUUUUAAAUCUCUGUUAACAUA
Messenger RNA from Galleria mellonella (greater wax moth), 1398 nucleotides. RefSeq names its product dystrophin-like. Gene Ontology annotation, molecular function: protein binding. Gene Ontology annotation, cellular component: plasma membrane. Gene Ontology annotation, biological process: synaptic signaling. The coding region runs from base 637 to 1383 and encodes 248 amino acids. The record is from RefSeq and is a predicted model, not a curated record. The transcript has 9 exons. NCBI's taxonomy places the organism in Eukaryota, Metazoa, Arthropoda, Insecta, Lepidoptera, Pyralidae.